AGUAUCGCCUCGCCAAAGACAAAAUACGGCUAAGAGCUUUAGAUUUGCAAGUGAUGUUUCAUGCUUUUCAUUCUAAGUGGGCGGCAAAUUUCGUUUCAUCGUCUUCGUUUGGAAUUAGUUUCUUCUGAUCCAAUGAAGCGUAUUGAACUUUAUACAUUUUACUAAUUAUGCCUUCACACCUUCCUCUGAGAAAUUAUUAGUUGCUGACAGAAAUUUCUAUUGGCCACAAGUCGCUUUAAAUUGCUUCUGACUUCUUCACGGCAUUAACUCAAUUAAAUGUGUAGUGUACUUACUGGAGCUAAACGGUUCUUUCAGUGUUCAUGCUUUCUCGACAAAAACAGAAAACAUGCAUGAAUUAAGCAUUGGGCACGAAGCUUGUCCUUUUCGUCAUGACGCGUGCUUCCUGUCUCCCGUUGAAAAAGGGAACGUUUAGUUUCUCGACCAACCGCGUGUUCACUUUGCUUGAAAACGACGGAAGCGACAGCAGCGUAACUCUUCAACAUCUGGGAGAAAGCUUCUCCCAACCAUCAUUAACGAAAGCGCAGUCCAGCGUCAAGAAAGCGAGGGGGUCGAUGAGUUCAUCGAGCGAGAUCUCUUUCCCGCCUUAUGAAGUCGUCCCUGCUACUCGGCCUAUCAUCGUCAUCGGGCCUUCGCUCCGAGGAUACGAGGUCACUGAUCUUAUGCAUAGAGCUCUCUAUAACUUUUUGAAGAAGAGAUUUAGCGGAAAAAUAUCAGUGUACAGAACUCAUGCGGACAUUGGUUUGUCAAAGCGAUCAAAGAACAAUCCCUCAGAGAAAGAAAGAUUUAAUAUCACAAAGGCAGGGGGCCCACGAAUGACAGCUGAAGUGCAGAAAGAAGUAGAGCGUAUAUAUGAAUUGACCAAAGGUCUUAACAUGGUAGUUAUCGACUGUGACGCCAUCAAUCAUCCGUCCCAGCUAUUGGACUGCUCGCUGGCACCAAUCGCCGUAUACAUCAAAAUGGAACCACAGAUUCUGGAAAAACUUGUUAAGCUUCGUGGAUCUAAACGUAAGAACCUUGGCGCUCAAGUCGUAGCUGCUCAGAAGUUGGCACAAUGUAAUGAGGAAAUGUUUGACUUGGUUCUUGAUGAGGCCAUCUUUGAGGACGCCUGCGAGCACUUAGGGGAGUUUUUAGACCAGUAUUGGAGGGACUUGCACCCGAAUGAUAAUGAGGACGGGGCUGAGUCAUUAUCGGAGAAGAUGCCUCUUCUCCAGGGACCCAGUCGAGUUCCUGCUUUGAAGGGUGCACAGAGUUUAGCCAAAAGCCAGCAGGGUGUUGCUGGGGGAAAACCAGGUUCUCCAUUGAAAGGUGCACAACAACAAGGUGGACAGAGAGGGACACAAGGCACAAGUGGCUCUCAAACAAACCAAAGGAAAAUGGCGGUGAGUGGCAAUGCACCGGAUUUUGGUAAGAAACUCCACGAAGCUUUCCAGAGUUCGCAGUCGCAUAAAACCACCGAGCCAGAGUAUCAUUCGAGUUACGGACAGGAACCGCAUUAUGAUCAACAUCAUCAACAUCAACAACAUCAACAUCAGCAACAGUACUAUGGCCAGGGGGAGCAUUACCAGCAAGAGCAACAAUAUGGGUCGGAAAUGUACGGGCCCCAGCAAGGCUACACAUCGGAGCCUUAUCACCAGGGGUACCAACAGCAGUAUGGUCAUGACAGCCAAUACGGCUAUGGACAAUAUGGGCAGGACCCCAAUGAGGGGUACUCUCAUGGGUACGAGAACCAGUACCCCGACUCUUAUUAUGACAGGGAAGCAAGUAUGGGGUACCAACAGCAAUACAGACAUGAAAUGGAUAGUCCUUACCAACAACAACAACAACAACAACAACAUCAACAUCAACAACAACAGGAGUGGUAUGAUGACUCAAGCAACUAUUAUGGACGAGAUGUCUACUAUCAUUAACAUUUUUCUUGUUGAACAGAGUCAGAUCAACAGUGGGCAAUCUCAAUUUGAUCACUGAAUUUAAAUUUGAAAGCCUACCAAGCGAUAGGCAGAGAAUUCACAAUGGUUCAAACAAAUUCAAGGACCAUAUGCCAAGUGGUAUUGGAUAGAUGUUGCACGUUUUGUAUUUGCCACAGCAUGAUCUUUUUCUUAUUAUGCGGAGCAUUCACAUAUUUUGUCAUGUGAUGCAAAAUGAAAUGACACUUGCAUGCUUUACAGCACUAAAUUGACUGCAUGAAAAUAGACUUGACAAAGUUAUCUCAUGACAGUUAUAAAAUCAAUGUUGAUGGCUCUUCCAACAAAGCAAAGAGCUUCUUUAGCUGCCCAUUUAUGCUCACCAAAGAGUUGUCUUUGCUAUUCAGCGAGAACUCCACAUAUGUAUACAAAGUAUGAUUUGAGGACCUGUAACUUCCUGCCUUUUUGCUUGAUCACUACUCCAGAAACAACUAUCCCAGGAAAAGGAGUUUUACUGUUUUGACCACAACUUAGACUACAUGUAAUUAAUUCAAUAAAUCCCAAUAACUGAGCUGAAAGCUAUGAACAAGUCAUUUUUGACUUGCUGCCUGCAAUAAUUCUUUUCAGGUCUUAGUCAAUGUAACUAACCUAGAAUGAAUUAAAGCCUAAAAAAUGGCUUCAGCUAAACUCUUUUAUCACAAAGCAGGGCUGUCAAAUAAUUGUGAAUAACUGGAUUGUGACACAAAGUAGGGCGGCACUACAGGUUGAAUGCCCCUCCACAGGCUUGGGCUCUGGGAGCCAAUAAGGCCCCAAAGCAUUCUGAAUAGCUGGCUCAUUUUUCAGAGUAGACUGUGAAAUGCACUGGUAGCUAAAUUAUUUUGAAAAUCUUGAAAAUGUGAUCUGUAAUGUUAAGUAACCAACAAUAUUCAAGAGAUUUUUCAAUGCACUGAACUUACAAUUUGAAAGAGCGAGGAGCACUGCUCUUUUCAAGAUGAAAACCCAAAUCUGUCUAAUUUAACCUUUGUAGUAGAAUGAAAGAAAAUAUUCAGCAGUAGUUUUAGUAGUUUAGUCCAGUCUCACACUACAGCAAUUUUUUUUAACCAUUUGGUUGGAACAAUUGAGUAGAAUAGAUCACACAACAAAUAAUGUUGUCCUGUUAAUUAUGUUAAAUAGCUUUAUAAAAUAAAAUUUUGUAUUUCAAAGACAA
Molecule: messenger RNA, 3129 nt
Organism: Stylophora pistillata
Lineage: Eukaryota; Metazoa; Cnidaria; Anthozoa; Scleractinia; Pocilloporidae
Biological process (GO): calcium ion transmembrane transport
Cellular component (GO): voltage-gated calcium channel complex
Molecular function (GO): voltage-gated calcium channel activity
Source: RefSeq, a predicted model, not a curated record